AUGGAGCACGCGGGCCUCGACCGGCAGAUCACCAACGAUUCAUCUCGAUCCCCAGACAUGGUCGGGUGGCACCUGAAGUUGGUCCCACCCAUGACCGAAACGAGCACUGCAUCCUGGAUUUGCCAUCGAGGUGGGCCAGAAAUCACAUUCGGUAAACAUGAAAGGAAGAAGGUUCCCAAACAUCAUCUCAACCCCAACGGAAAUGCCCGAGGAGUUGCGAAACUUGUCCUUUACUUCAAAGACUCUUCGGGGAAACCCGUCGUGUUGGCAGGGUCAGGAUGGCUCGUGGACGAGCACACCGUCGCCACUGCGGGCCAUUGUGUCUUGCACAAGCUCCAUGGUCGUCUGAUGGACGUAGAUGUCAUGGCGGGAUACGAGACCGACAGCCGUGAACUACGACGGGGGAAGCAUGUUGUGGUCAACUGGGGAUGGUAUAGGUCGUACAUGCCCAGGUACGACCUCGCCUUCAUCCGACUGGACGCGCCCUUUGAGGAGCAUACCCGUGCGAUUCCGUACGUCGAGUCUCCGGCGCGAGGCGAAGACAUGACCAUAAGCGUCUACGGGUACCCAUCAGACAUGGGCGACGGCAAGCGCAUGCAUUACAGCGAGUGCAUGAUCCGGUCGUAUGACUUGGCCAGGUCGGGAUGGAUGCUCGAGUACGACCUCGACACGGCUGGAGGAAAUUCUGGCGGGCCAGUCUUUUGGCACCAUGGCGAUGGCAAGAGAACGGCCAUUGGCGUCCAUUGGGGUUCGGGCCUGACGAAGGACUCUCGCGGGCAGGAGGUCUUGACCAACAAAGCCGUCAUCAUCGGCCGAGAGGCAAACAGGGUCGAGGCCUUUGUCCGCGUGCUGAGCCAUAUGGCAGGGCACGAUGAUGCUAGCGUCAACGCUGUGUCCAUGGCCUUGGACGAGGAAGGGGAGUGCCAACGGUAUACCCUUGGCGUCAAGAUGGUUCUGUCGAGCUGGCUGUCCAGCCUCGGGCAGCGAGGCAUUGUGGCCGAUGUCGUCGACCUGUGGCACACGCAUCGCACGCCUCUAAUUCUCUGCGCCCUCUUCGUCCUCCUCGCGAUCCGAGUCUACAUUCACGUCUGCGACUACGAGCAGGACGUGGCUCCGAUUCCACGAGUGUACGAUGAAAAGGCACCACCCGCGGCCUUGGCUCCGACCAGGAGCGUGGCAGAGAAGCCUGUUGCGAAACCCUCCGGACCCAGGAGAAUAAAGGGCGGCGUUGUCAAGAAGCCGUCGCAGGAAAAGCAUGAUGCAGUCGAUCUGACGCGCCCGGUCAAGAUCAUGGCCUUCUUUUCGUCCGUCACCACCAAGACGGAAACGAUUGCCAUGGCGUACCUCGCGUCAGUAGAGACGGCCGUCGAGAAGCUCACUCAGAAGACGGGCCGCCCCUUUCUCAAGCCAGAGCUACAUGAUCUGGCCGGAAUCGACUUUGAAGACUUCUUUGUCUCGCCUCCAAAGUCUGCAGAGGCCGCGACCUACUUCUACGUCUUCCUCAUCCCGAGCUACAACAUUGACACCAUUAACGACACGCUGCUUCAGCACCUGGAGGAGACCCAUCACGACUUCAGAAUCGACACGGCGCCCCUAUCGCCUCUGAUGGGAUACUCUGUGUUUGGGUUCGGAGACAAGGAAGGGUGGCCGGACGAGGCUGAGGGCUUCUGCUUUCAGGCCAAGGAGCUGGACAAGUGGAUGUCCAAACUGACCGGCCGGAAGCGCGCAUACCCAGUCGGCAUGGGCGACAUGAAGGGCGAUCACGGAGUGCGAUUUGCCGAAUGGUCUAGCGGCCUGGAGGAGGUUCUGGAACAUGUCGCGCGAACGGGCAACUUGGGCGAAGGCGUCCGUGGCAGCGGGGACCCCAUCGAGAGCGACGACGAGGACAUUGCCGGCGAGGAUGACGGCGAGGUUGUCUUUGAUGACGAGGAGGCUGGCGAUGAGCAAUCUUCGCGGGCGCUGGACGAUGUCGAGGACUUGGGCAAGAUGAUUCGCACAAGCGGCACCUCCACCGGCAAUUCCUCGAAGAAGGCACCGCUCGCGGUAGACUUUACCUCCUACGGCUCUUCCACAAAGAAGAAGGCGCCCCAGGCCCCCGUGGUCAAAGAAAUGGUCGCCAAGAACUCGCCAACAUACGCGGCCCUGACGAAGCAGGGAUACGCAAUCGUUGGUUCACACUCUGGCGUCAAGAUCUGCAGAUGGACCAAGUCCGCCUUGCGAGGGCGCGGGAGCUGCUACAAGUACUCCCUGUACGGCAUCAACUCGCACCAGUGCAUGGAGACGACGCCGUCUCUGUCGUGCUCCAACAAGUGCGUCUUUUGCUGGAGACACGGCACCAAUCCCGUGGGCACAACCUGGCGGUGGGUGGUCGACCCGCCCGAGAUGAUCUUUGAGGGCGUCAAGGAGAACCACUACAAAAAGAUCAAGAUGAUGCGUGGCGUACCGGGAGUCCGAGCCGAGCGAUACGCAGAGGCGCUGAGGAUACGGCACUGCGCCUUGUCGCUGGUCGGCGAGCCCAUCUUUUACCCGCACAUCAACGAGUUCCUCGCCAUGCUGCACGCCGAGCGCAUCUCGUCCUUCCUCGUCUGCAACGCGCAGCACCCAGACCAGCUCGCGGCGCUCAAGGCCGUCACGCAGCUGUACGUGUCCAUCGACGCGUCCAACAAGGACUCGCUCCGCAAGAUCGACCGUCCCCUCCACCGUGACUUCUGGGAGCGCUUCCAGCGGUGCCUGGACAUCCUCCGCGAGAAGCGCUUCCGCCACCGCACCGUCUUCCGUCUGACGCUCGUCAAGGGCUUCAACGUCGAGGACGAGGCCGAGGGGUACGCCCAGCUCGUGGAGCGCGGCCUGCCGUGCUUCGUCGAGAUCAAGGGCGUCACGUACUGCGGCACGUCCACCUCCUCCAACGCGGGGCUGAGCAUGUCCAACGUGCCCUUCUAUUGGGAGGUGUGCGACUUUGUCCGGGCGCUGGAGAAGAGGCUAAAGGCGAAGGGGCUUGCGUACGGCAUCGCUGCCGAGCACGCGCACAGCUGCUGCAUCCUGCUGGCGAGCGAGCGCUUCAGGGUCGACGGCCGCUGGCACACGCACAUCGACUACAAGCGCUUCUUCGAGCUGCUCGAGGAGCGCGGCGCCGACGGCGACUGGACGCCCGAGGACUACAUGGGCGAGCCGACGCCCGAGUGGGCGCUCUGGGGCAACGGCGGGUUCGACCCGCGGGACGACCGCGUGGACAGGAAGGGGCGCAAGAUUGAGAACGUCGUCGUUCGGGAACAGCCCCCGGAGCAGGUCUGGUAG
Messenger RNA from Purpureocillium lilacinum, 3294 nucleotides. NCBI's taxonomy places the organism in Eukaryota, Fungi, Ascomycota, Sordariomycetes, Hypocreales, Ophiocordycipitaceae. The record is from RefSeq and is a predicted model, not a curated record.